Messenger RNA from Exaiptasia diaphana, 586 nucleotides. RefSeq lists its product as uncharacterized. The coding region runs from base 1 to 546 and encodes 181 amino acids. The record is from RefSeq and is a predicted model, not a curated record. The transcript is spliced from 4 exons. NCBI's taxonomy places the organism in Eukaryota, Metazoa, Cnidaria, Anthozoa, Actiniaria, Aiptasiidae.
AUGACGUUGCUAACAAGUUUUGCAAAGUUCGCUGAGCUUUUGCGCACUUUGAAAAUGAACAGAAUCGUCCUCACAACGUUCUGCUUAUUUUUCGCUUUUGCAGAGUAUUGUGUUAUAAAUGAACAAGAAUGGCUGUUUACUCCACAAACCUDCGGCACAAGGGAUCAUGGGCCAUUGCCGAGUUACAUGUCCAGAAGAAGAUUCGAUGUCGUUACUUUAGGAGAAAUAGAAAAGACUGAACUWAAAGAUCAAGAUACUCCACACGAGAUAAAACCAGCAUCUGGACAAUCUGAGGAUGAACAAGUUACAUGGACAUUGGACUUACAUGAGCUUUAUCGAAAGGAYCCCAUCACUUGUAUCAAGACUGUGGUUGCUUACAUGAUUAUAGUGGCACUUGAACUAGCUGUCAUUGGAUAUUUCUUUGUUUAUCCCAUAUUUUCGGAUAGAAUCAAGGGUACAAAAUCUUGCAAGGAAAAAAMCAAAUUGACYGCUAAAACACAAAAACGACGAAAAGCAGCUCGAAGACGGAGAACCGGAAGAAACUGAAUAAAAURAUAAUUAAUACAGUUCAUAAAUAAUAUAUAAU